Messenger RNA from Epinephelus moara (kelp grouper), 1806 nucleotides. RefSeq names its product ANTXR cell adhesion molecule 1b (gene antxr1b). Gene Ontology annotation, molecular function: signaling receptor activity. Bases 1 to 1806 code for a protein of 601 amino acids. The record is from RefSeq and is a predicted model, not a curated record. The transcript is spliced from 18 exons. Gene Ontology annotation, cellular component: membrane. NCBI's taxonomy places the organism in Eukaryota, Metazoa, Chordata, Actinopteri, Perciformes, Serranidae.
AUGUCCCAGUGCUGGUGCAGGCAGGUCCUGCUCGGUGUGGAACUGGGCAUGCUGGUGGCGGUCCUGGUGGCCGGCAGUGCAGGACAGAUGCAUGACAGGAGGGAGGCAGGGUCGUCCUGCUACGGAGGAUUUGACCUCUACUUUGUUUUGGACAAGUCUGGCAGUGUGCAACAUUACUGGAAUGAGAUAUAUUACUUUGUUGAUCACCUGGCACACAAGUUUAUCAGUCCUCAGCUGCGGAUGUCCUUUAUUGUAUUUUCAACAGAAGGACGGACUCUCAUGGCACUAACAGAAGACAGAGAACAGAUUCGGGCGGGACUGGAGGAGCUCAGCAUGGUGCAGCCAGGUGGAGACACCUUCAUGCACAGGGGCUUCCAAAGAGCCAGCGAGCAAAUAUACUAUGGGACUGGAGAUGGUUACCGGACCGCGAGUGUUAUCAUCGCCCUAACAGAUGGUGAACUGAGAGAAAAUCAGUUUGACCUGGCACAAAGAGAGGCUAGCAGAGCACGCCAGUUGGGCGCCACCGUGUACUGUGUGGGAGUAAAAGACUUCAAUGAAACCCAGCUUUCAACGAUAGCUGACAGUAAGGACCACGUCUUCCCUGUGAAUGAUGGAUUUGAGGCGCUACAAGGCGUCAUUGACUCGAUCCUGAAGAGAUCAUGCAUCGAGAUCCUGGCUGUAGAGCCCUCCAGCAUCUGUGAAGGAGAAUCUUUCCAGGUGGUAGUCAAAGGAAAUGGUUUCCUUCACGCUCGAGACGUACAGAAAGUUCUCUGCAGCUUUCGCAUCAAUGACACAGUUACUAUGAUGAAAAGACCUUUGGUGGUGAGAGAUACGUACCUUUUGUGCCCAGCUCCUGUUCUGGAAAAAGUGGGAACGUCUGCCACUCUCCACGUCAGCAUGAAUAAUGGCCUGAGCUUCAUAUCAAGUUCCGUCACAAUUACUGCAGUCGCAUGUUCUGACGGGACCUUUGUGGCCAUCGCUCUGCUCAUCCUCCUGCUCCUGCUUACCAUCCUCCUGCUGUGGUGGUUCUGGCCUCUCUGCUGCACCGUGGUGAUUCAUGAGCCUCCUCCUCCAGUAAUAGAGGACUCGUCUGAUGAUGAGGACGGUUUUCCUAAGAAGAGGUGGCCCACUGUGGACGCCUCGUACUAUGGAGGACGUGGAGUCGGAGGCAUCAAGAGAAUGGAGGUCCGAUGGGGAGAUAAAGGCUCAACUGAAGAGGGAGCCAAACUGGAAAAAGCUAAAAACGCUCGAGUUGUGAUGCCCCCGGAGGAGUUUGAGCCGCCGCGGCCUUACUACAACGUGCACAAAUCUAUCCCCUCCCAGAAGUGGUACUCUCCCAUCAAGGGCAAGCUGGAUGCUUUGUGUGUCUUCCUGAGAAAAGGCUAUGACAGAGUGUCCGUGAUGCGACCUCAUCCUGGAGACAAGGGUAAGUGCAUAAACUUCACCCGAAGCAAAUCCUACCCUGCUCCUCGCUAUCCCAUCUACAACCACCCCUCCACGCCCGUCUACACUUUGCCCCACAGUUACCGGCGUCGUCCUUCAGAGGGCGACCACGACUUCAAUUUGCCCCCCUCGCCAACCACAACGCUCCCCCCUCUGCCGUCCACUCCUCCCCCAUCCUCCGCCACCCUACCCAUGUACACACCACCUCCCAGCAGAGCCCUGCCCCCUUCCAACAUGAGCUCAGUCUCUGCACCCCCGUCUCCAACUGGCUCGCUUCCACCUCCACCUCAGGGUCCACCUCCUUGCAGAGCGCCUCCUCCCUCACGCCCCCCUCCACGCCCCAAUCACGAGAACCACUGGUGA